ACCUCCUGGUAUCUCUCGGAGGUGUCUCCUACACACGCCUUCUCGAGAUAUAAAACAGUAGCAGGGAAGUCAGCCCUCUCCAGCACAGCCACUUCCUUUGAGCAGAGGAGAAAGAAAGAACCAGUGUUUGAUUCGGAGCGUCUCGGUGGGAACUACCCAGUCGAUCUCGACGAACCGACUCACAGUUCUGUAUUCUGAAGAAGGGAGUUUUUGCUGACGGGCCACACCGACUCGAGUGAUCCAGGAUGGGCUGCAAAUGCUGCAAGAAGCGAAAGGACUCUCAAGAGCUCACUGACGUGGAGAGGGCCAUCGAAAUAGUCAUCAACAACUUCCACUGCUAUGCCGUCAAGGGCCGUAAAGAGUGCCUCACCCCCAACGAGCUGAAGGAGCUGGUGGGGCAGAGGUUGCCACAUUUAGCAAAGGACGUCGGCACGUUGGACGAGAAGAUCGAGUGCCUUGGGGAUGGUGAAGAGGCCAAACUGCAAUUUGGCGAGUACUGGGAUAUCAUGGGGGAUGCAGCCAAGGGAUGUCGAGUCCCAGGAACGAAGAAGUAAUGCACGCCGGGGAAGAUCAGAACUGCAAGGCCUCGGACCGUUUACACAGGAAGGACAAGAGACUGUCCACCAUGAUGUCAACGUGUUGUCAAUGCAGUGUUAAUAUUUUGGGGGUUCUCCCUCUCCUCACCCCUUUUCUAGCCCUGGAAUCUCCAAGUCUAGAGCUUGAUCUCUUUUAUGUCAAGAAGCAUUCAAUUUCCAGCCCAGUUUCCUCCCAGCUCCUAGGCUUGGCUCUAAAAUGACAUGGUUGAGAACCUUCCAGGAACAUGGGCAUUCCAGGUUCCUGACCAUUCAACUCUAGAACCUUCCAGUGGAGAGGUUUUGCCACAUGAGCUCUGGAGCCGUAAGAGGUCAUUUUUGGCUCGUAGUCAGAAUGUCUCCGUUUUCAAACCUUAUAUUUUCUAGUUUGAAUUCUUUCCAGCCAACACCUGUACUAUUUUGCAUGCUUGUUUGUUUUUGUUGUUCAGACCCAAAAUUUAAUCUAGAACUCUUCAGAGCUUUACUUAAAAAAUAAAUAAAUCCCCACCUCUAGAUCCAGAAAGCAUUGCUGUUCUCAUCUCUGGAUCUAGGGAAAGAAACCACUGGGUUCCCUUCCUCUUUCUAGACCUGGAAUCCAGAAUCCCAAAACUAUUUGCUCCAGACUCUGAAAACAUUUUCUUUUUAAAAAAACAACCCUAUCCAUUCAGUCCAAAGUUUUGAUAUCCUCAGUAGUGGAAUUAAUUUCCUUCCAUCUCAAGUCAACUACUCUGGCCCCGUUUUCCCUAACGUUGACUCGGCUCAUUUGUUCAGCACUUUUGCCAACUCUCCAUAGCAUUGAUGAUGUUUUCUCCAUCAAUCCUGUUUGCAGGCCGAUGGUUCAGAGGACAGAAAUGGACUCUCGUUCCCGCAUUAUUAUUAUUAUUAUUAUUAAUAUUAUUUUCUCUUCCAAAUUCACAAAGCAAAGUGACUACGGAGGUUGCAAACAGUCGUGACUGGAUUAAGCGGAUUGGAUUUGGCCUUGCAAUCAGAGGGUGGGGGGAAGGAGAGAAGCUAUGGGGACUGGAACUGGACGGACUGGGACUAGGCAAGGGCUCAGAACUAAUAUGACCACAGGAGGAAUGUAAACCUUGUUCAGUGUUAGCGGCCAACCGGCAUAUUACCAGCUCAACGAGCUCCAAUUGGAAUAACGUGAUAAUCCGUUAGAUGUCCAGGGUUGACAUCUCCGCUGGACAAGUCAAACGGACCCCAUACUUGUCGAGCCUCUAGCUUAUGGGAUCCCCAUAAAAUGCUUUGAAGUAAUAUUCCCCCUGUAGCAACAUCUAGUCUGCUGUUGUCUUCAUGAAGCUGUCCAAUGGUCAGGCCUGGAUCCGUCCCAUUCCAUUCCAUCCCGUCUGGCAGGCUAACUGGUCACUGUUUUCCAAGGGCCGGGCCGGGCGAGCGGUGGUACAAGAUGACCUCUCGUGUUGCUUGCCAUGAUUUUUUUUUGUAUAAAUCCAUGAAAUAAAAGAAAAGAAAGAAAACCA
Messenger RNA from Rhineura floridana, 2056 nucleotides. RefSeq names its product protein S100-A14-like. Gene Ontology annotation, cellular component: perinuclear region of cytoplasm. Bases 246 to 554 code for a protein of 102 amino acids. Gene Ontology annotation, biological process: response to lipopolysaccharide; positive regulation of granulocyte chemotaxis; toll-like receptor 4 signaling pathway. The record is from RefSeq and is a predicted model, not a curated record. Gene Ontology annotation, molecular function: chemokine receptor binding. Lineage: Eukaryota; Metazoa; Chordata; Lepidosauria; Squamata; Rhineuridae. The transcript has 4 exons.